GCCCCUCGCUCAUUUAGCUGCGGUCCGAGCGCGCGGCCCGGGCACGCUCCGGCAACUUUUCUCACUCCAGCUUUCAGCAAAGUAAGCUCAAACAAGUCCAUUCCUCCCGUGGAUGACAGGAGGGGGGGGGACGCGGAGAGGGGACGCGCGGAGCACUUUAACCCCUGUGUGGAUUUCAUCCCGAGCGGCUUUUUUCUCCCCAUCAUUUGAUUUCACUCCUCACCUCCGUGCUCGUGGAGGCUGAGCUGAGCGGGCCAGCCUGAAUGUUUCUGCGCGUCUGACUGUCCUACAAAGACGUGGUGAAUGUACAGCAUCAUGAUGGAGACGGACCUGCAUUCCCCCGCGGUGCCCCAGAGCAACCCAUCCAACCCGGGGGGCCCCGCGGGGAAGGUCCCGCAGGAGCGCAUCAAGAGACCCAUGAACGCCUUCAUGGUGUGGUCCCGGGGCCAGCGCAGGAAGAUGGCCCAGGAGAACCCCAAGAUGCACAACUCUGAGAUCAGCAAGAGACUGGGCGCGGAGUGGAAGGUGAUGACGGAGGCGGAGAAGAGGCCGUUCAUCGACGAGGCGAAGCGGCUGCGGGCCAUGCACAUGAAGGAGCACCCGGACUACAAGUACCGGCCCCGCAGGAAGACCAAGACGCUGCUGAAGAAGGACAAGUACUCUCUGGCCGGCGGGCUGCUGGGCUCCCCCGCCGGGGUGAUGGGCGGCCAGCGGCUGGAGAGCCCGGUGGGGGGCCACGGGGCCGGGGCCGGCUACGCCACGCACGUCAACGGCUGGGCCAACGGCACGUACUCUGGACAGGUGGCGGCCGCAGCCGCCGCCGCGCACGCCAUGAUGCAGGAGGCGCAGCUGGCGUACACGCAACACCCGGGCGGCGCGCACCCGCACCACGGCCACCACCACCCGCACCACCACCCGCACAACCCGCAGCCCGUGCACAGGUACGACAUGGGCGCGCUGUCCUACAGCCCCAUCUCGAACUCUCAGAGCUACAUGAGCGCGUCCCCGCCGGGCUACGGCGGCAUCACCGGCUACACGCACCCGCACCAGGGCUCCGGCGCAUCCCCGGUGUCCGGGGCCCUGGGGGGGUCCCUGGGGGGCACCCUGGGGUCCCUGGUCAAGUCGGAGCCCAGCGUCAGCCCCCCGGUGUCCUCGGCGCGGGCGCUGCCGCCGUGCGCCCCGGGAGACCUGCGGGACAUGAUCAGCAUGUACCUGCCGGCCGGGGAGGCGGCGGGGGACGCGCAGGGCCGGCUGCACGUCCUGCACCCGCAGCACUACCAGGCCGGCUCCGCGCCGGCCGGGACGGUGCCGCUCACGCACAUCUGAACUGUACUGUAAGCACUACCACAACCAAAUAUUUAAACUCUGUGGGCCCGGCUGCUGAACAACUGUAAGUUAUUGGCGCUUAUAGCCAUAAAAAAUGCAAUCACUCUGAACAACUUUCUUUUUUUUUUCUUCUUUUUUUUUAAUUAUUGGUAUCGUUUUAUUUCCUUUCAUGGUUUUUUGUGUCUGUCUGAGCUGAAGGAAAGCGCAUCAGUUUUACUUUCGCUCUCUGCAACAGAGCAUGCCAAGUUUUGACACGAUUUAAAUUAUAAUCCGUGAGGGCUGGUGUAUUUUAAAGGUUAUUCUUUUUUUCUGAGUUUUCUGAGGAAUUAUUGGCACCAGCGGUGUGUUUGACGGAUAUGAAACGGAGGGCGGUGUGGAACAUGUCUUUAAAAAAAAGUUUCUAGGCUGCAGUUUAAAUUGAUUUCGAGUUUUCAUGCUUGUAAACAUGUGAGUCAGUCGGUGUAAUUUCAAUAUGUUUUUGUUGUUGUAAAAUCUUUUAAAUUGUGAAUAAAUAGGUCUAUUGAAAAUGCUUUUAUGAAAUUGUACAUUUCAAUUCACGAAUGCAAAGUCACGUUGAACACACAAUUUAGGUUUGAAUUUUUGAAAUUAAGAUUUUUUUUAAAGUGUCUUGGGGGGGGCGGGCGUUAAAAUCUGAAUAGAGGGAUGCAAAUUGCACGUCUAAUCGCACUUAAUGCAUUUGCUCCUUUUUUAAAUAUUCUUUAUGCUGACAGCCUCAUAUCACCACCAGGGAAAUCGAGUUGCCUUCAAUCAAAUGUUGAGAAAAUAUCCUCGACCAAUUAAAACGUGUGUAUACGGUAUAUAUAAUUCACAAACAUGACAAUACGUCAGGUUUUUUGUUUUAUUUUUAUUUCUUUAACAACCUCAAACCAAAUUGUUUAAUUGAAAUUUAUGAUCUUGAAGAACAGAAUAGUUAUGACUGAAUUUCUUUUCUCUGAAAUAUUUUUUAACACUGAGUUUUCUGGAUGUGUACUGUAAUUUCAAUAUUCUCACAGAAUAUGUCAGGCUGCCAACAUGAAAUCCCUUUUUUUCCUCUCCUUGGCAAAUAUUUCAGUCAACACUUCAUGGAUUAACAGUCGUCUCUGAUGAAGAGGAAUACACAAUAUAUCAGAAUAAUUCUGGUUCUUUUCUCAUUUAAAAAAAAAAAAAAAGGCCUUUCCCAAGAAUUCAUGUGUC
Cololabis saira (Pacific saury) is the source of this 2520-nucleotide messenger RNA. It is a transcript of the gene sox1b, whose product is annotated as SRY-box transcription factor 1b. The transcript has a single exon. NCBI's taxonomy places the organism in Eukaryota, Metazoa, Chordata, Actinopteri, Beloniformes, Belonidae. Gene Ontology annotation, biological process: anatomical structure morphogenesis; cell differentiation; regulation of DNA-templated transcription. Gene Ontology annotation, molecular function: DNA-binding transcription factor activity, RNA polymerase II-specific; RNA polymerase II cis-regulatory region sequence-specific DNA binding. The coding region runs from base 304 to 1326 and encodes 340 amino acids. The record is from RefSeq and is a predicted model, not a curated record.